AUGAGGAACCACACAGAGCUGAGUGAGUUCAUCCUGCUGGGAAUCCCUGAAAUCCGGGGAGUGGAGACUGUACUCUUUGUCAUCUUCUUGUUCAUUUACCUCUUCACCCUGAUUGGCAAUUUACUCAUCCUCAUAGCAAUCCUUUCCUCCUCUACACUUCACACCCCCAUGUACUUUUUCUUGGGACUACUGUCCAUUUUUGACAUAGUGAUGCCAACAGUGACCUGUCCCAAGAUGCUACUCUAUCUCUCUGGCCAAAGCCAGACCAUUUCUUAUAAGGGCUGUGCCACACAGCUCUUCUUCUACCACUUCCUGGGAUGUACUGAAGGCUGCCUCUACUCUGUGAUGUCCUAUGACCGCUUUGUGGCCAUCUGCCACCCCCUGCGGUAUAAGCUCAUUAUGAGACCUGGAGUGUGUGUGGGUUUGGUCGUGGGAGCCUGGUCAGUGGGCUCUGUUCAUGCCUCCAUCCUGACCUCCUUCACUUUUACACUGACCUAUUGUGGCCCAAAUCAGGUGGACUACUUCUUCUGCGACAUCCCUGUUGUCCUGCCCCUGGCCUGUGAUGAUUCCUCACAAGCUCAGACCGUGGGCUCUGCAGCUAUUGGCUUUGUGGCUCUACUGUUUUGGUUCACUGUUUGUGUCUCCUACCUAUGCAUUGGGAUUGCCAUUAUGAGGAUCCGGUCCACAGAGGGCAGGAAGAAAGCCUUCUCCACCUGCAGUGCCCACCUUGCUGCUGUGCUCUGUUACCUUGGACCUGUAGUUAUCAUCUACCUGCAGCCCACGCCCAACCACUUGCUAGAUGCCAUAGUGCAGAUCUUAAAUAACAUCGUCUCUCCCAUGCUCAACUCGCUAAUCUAUUCCUUAAGAAAUAAGGAAGUCAAAAAGUCCCUGAAAAGAGUGUUUCACAAAUUAGUAAUUACCUCUCAGGUAUAG
This is a messenger RNA of Sorex fumeus (smoky shrew), 933 nucleotides long. Its product is annotated as olfactory receptor 148-like. The coding region runs from base 1 to 933 and encodes 310 amino acids. NCBI's taxonomy places the organism in Eukaryota, Metazoa, Chordata, Mammalia, Eulipotyphla, Soricidae. The record is from RefSeq and is a predicted model, not a curated record. Gene Ontology annotation, molecular function: olfactory receptor activity; G protein-coupled receptor activity. Gene Ontology annotation, cellular component: membrane. Gene Ontology annotation, biological process: G protein-coupled receptor signaling pathway. The transcript has a single exon.